AGCGGUGCAUGUCCUGAGUUGUCAUUUUGACCAAUCACAGGGGCAGAUCUUGGACAUACAUUGGGUAUUUAAGACAACCCAAAACCAUUUUUUUUCUUCAGACUCUCCUUCUCUCUCGCUUAGAGCCAAAAACAAUAACUAGCAAGAUUUUCAGCAGAUUGUAGAUUGAUAAAAGAGGAAAAAUGGUGAAGAUUUGUUGCAUUGGUGCUGGAUAUGUUGGGGGGCCAACAAUGGCAGUGAUUGCAUAUAAGUGUGCCUCCGUUGAAGUGGCUGUUGUCGAUAUCUCUGUGUCUAGGAUCGCAGCCUGGAACAGUGACCAGCUUCCCAUCUAUGAGCCUGGCCUUGAUGAUGUGGUCAAGCAGUGCCGUGGCAAGAACCUCUUCUUCAGCACUGAUGUUGAGAAACAUGUCAAAGAGGCCGAUAUAGUCUUUGUCUCUGUCAACACACCAACCAAGACACGGGGUCUUGGAGCAGGCAAAGCCGCAGAUCUGACAUACUGGGAGAGUGCUGCCCGUAUGAUUGCUGAUGUUUCGAAAUCUGACAAGAUCGUUGUUGAGAAAUCCACUGUCCCAGUCAAAACUGCUGAAGCUAUUGAAAAGAUUCUGACCCACAACAGCAAGGGAAUCAAAUUCCAGAUCCUAUCAAACCCGGAAUUCCUUGCAGAGGGAACUGCUAUCCAAGAUUUGUUUCACCCUGACCGUGUCCUCAUUGGAGGCAGGGAAACUCCAGAGGGCGCAAAAGCCAUCCAAACAUUGAAGGAUGUUUAUGCUCAGUGGGUCCCCGAAGACCGUAUUUUAACCACCAAUCUCUGGUCUGCUGAGCUCUCCAAGCUUGCUGCCAAUGCCUUCUUGGCCCAGAGAAUCUCCUCUGUUAAUGCCAUGUCAGCCCUUUGCGAGGCUACUGGUGCCAAUAUUUCAGAGGUGUCAUAUGCAGUUGGCAAGGACACCAGGAUUGGACCCAAGUUCCUCAACGCCAGUGUUGGUUUUGGUGGAUCCUGCUUCCAGAAGGAUAUAUUGAAUCUUGUGUACAUCUGUGAAUGCAAUGGCCUUCCAGAGGUUGCAGAAUACUGGAAACAGGUCAUCAAGAUCAAUGAUUACCAGAAGAACCGGUUUGUGAACCGCGUUGUUUCCUCCAUGUUUAACACCGUUUCAAACAAGAAGGUGGCCAUUCUGGGAUUCGCCUUCAAGAAAGAUACCGGUGACACAAGGGAAACCCCAGCCAUUGAUGUUUGCAAGGGUCUAUUGGGUGACAAGGCCAGGGUGAGCAUCUAUGAUCCCCAAGUGACCGAGGACCAGAUCCAGAGGGACCUCACAAUGAACAAAUUCGACUGGGACCAUCCUCUUCACCUGCAGCCAAUGAGCCCCACCACCGUGAAACAAGUCAGUGUGGUUUGGGAUGCCUACAAGGCCACAAAGGAUGCUCACGCUGUUUGCAUCCUUACUGAGUGGGAUGAGUUCAAAACUCUUGAUUACCAGAGGAUAUAUGACAACAUGCAGAAACCCGCUUUCGUAUUUGAUGGCAGGAACGUCGUUGAUGGGGACAAGCUGCGUGAGAUUGGCUUCAUUGUAUAUUCCAUUGGUAAGCCCUUGGAUGCAUGGCUCAAGGACAUGCCUGCUGUGGCAUAGAGAAAGAAACACUGUUCGGUUCAAGUGGGGCCUUCGGCUUCAGACACAUUCAAUACCACCUUUGAGAGGCAGCCAAUUGGAUUCUUUAAUAUUUUUUUUGUUACCUUUUCCUAAUUUCCGUUUUUGUCCUUCUUACUUUACUUGCCAACAUUUGUCAGGAUGAUAGUGAUUCAAGUUUGGUGAAAGUAAGAAGCUCUCUCUGUUUUGCCUUUGCAUUAAAUUCGAAGUUGUUGUUACUGUCCGUUACUUUGUUAGAAGACAUGAUAUCAUAAUUUGUUGUUUCAAUCUUCAAUCAUAAUUACAAUGAUUACAUUCUCGAAA
Messenger RNA from Humulus lupulus (European hop), 1946 nucleotides. Its product is annotated as UDP-glucose 6-dehydrogenase 3. Bases 183 to 1625 code for a protein of 480 amino acids. Gene Ontology annotation, biological process: glycosaminoglycan biosynthetic process. Gene Ontology annotation, molecular function: UDP-glucose 6-dehydrogenase activity; NAD binding. The transcript has 2 exons. The record is from RefSeq and is a predicted model, not a curated record. Gene Ontology annotation, cellular component: cytosol; nucleus. NCBI's taxonomy places the organism in Eukaryota, Viridiplantae, Streptophyta, Magnoliopsida, Rosales, Cannabaceae.